Messenger RNA from Amborella trichopoda, 1636 nucleotides. Its product is annotated as glyceraldehyde-3-phosphate dehydrogenase GAPCP1, chloroplastic. Gene Ontology annotation, biological process: glycolytic process; glucose metabolic process. Gene Ontology annotation, cellular component: cytosol. The record is from RefSeq and is a predicted model, not a curated record. NCBI's taxonomy places the organism in Eukaryota, Viridiplantae, Streptophyta, Magnoliopsida, Amborellales, Amborellaceae. Gene Ontology annotation, molecular function: NAD binding; glyceraldehyde-3-phosphate dehydrogenase (NAD+) (phosphorylating) activity; NADP binding.
AAAAUCUUAUUUUUUAUAGUGUUUUUUCUUCCAUUUUGCUCUGCAUUUUUCCUCAGGCCCUAAAAUCUAGAGUUUCGAUUAUUCCAAACCCUAGAGCUCGUAGAAGCUUCAUUAAUGGCGGCGUCAGGCAUGGCCAGAUCCGCCUUCUCUGCAACUGCUGCUCUGCCGUCGGAUCGUGUGUCUCAACGGCUGGGAAGCUUUCAGGCUUCUAGCUUUGAUGGUAAGCUGAGUUUAACUAAUGGGGGAUUUCUGGAAAAGUUUUUCGGGUCUGUUCGGUUUGGAAAAGGUGCCAUGAUACAGGCUCACGGUGCCAAGAAUAUGCAGCCUAUAAGGGCUACAGCCACUGAGAUUCCAUCAAGAGUUCACCAUUCGCCAAGCAGUGACAAGAUAAAGAUUGGAAUUAAUGGAUUUGGUCGGAUUGGAAGAUUAGUACUGCGUGUGGCUGUGGAAGGUGAUGGUGUUGAAGUUGUAGCUGUCAAUGAUCCUUUUAUUGACGCAAAGUACAUGGCCUACAUGCUUAAGUAUGAUUCAACGCAUGGGCUUUUCAAAGGAACCAUUAAAGUCUUGGAUGGCACAACAUUGGAAAUCAAUGGGAAGAGGAUUGCAGUUACAAGCAAAAGGGACCCAGCAGAGAUUCCAUGGGGAGAUUUUGGGGUGGAGUAUGUGGUUGAGUCCUCUGGAGUUUUCACCACGAUCGAAAAGGCCUCAAAACAUCUCAAUGGUGGAGCAAAUAAGGUGGUGAUAUCUGCGCCUUCAGCAGAUGCACCAAUGUUUGUAGUGGGUGUUAAUGAGGGGAAUUACCAGCCAAACAUGAGCAUUGUCUCAAAUGCAAGCUGCACGACCAAUUGUCUAGCCCCUCUUGCCAAGGUGGUGCAUGAGGAGUUUGGUAUUCUUGAAGGUCUUAUGACCACUGUGCAUGCCACAACAGCUACUCAAAAGACAGUGGAUGGCCCUUCCAUGAAGGAUUGGCGAGGAGGGAGAGGAGCUGGGCAAAACAUCAUUCCAAGUUCCACUGGUGCUGCUAAGGCAGUGGGAAAAGUUCUUCCUGAACUCAACGGGAAACUAACUGGUAUGGCUUUCCGAGUUCCCACCCCCAAUGUCUCGGUGGUAGACCUAACAUGUCGUUUAGAGAAACCAGCCUCCUAUGAUGACAUAAAAGUCGCAAUUAAGGCUGCAUCUGAGGGUCCUCUUAGAGGCAUCCUUGGCUACACGGAUGAGGAUGUUGUCUCAAAUGACUUUGUUGGUGACUCUAGAUCAAGUAUUUUUGAUGCUAAGGCGGGAAUAGGUUUGAGUUCUUCUUUCAUUAAACUCAUCUCAUGGUACGACAAUGAGUGGGGUUACAGUAACCGGGUGGUGGACCUGAUUGAGCACAUGGCACUGGUGGCAGCCCGGAAUUGAGACGGGCUUUUACAUGUUCCAGUUUUGGUAUAGGGAGCUGACGAAUCUUAACUCGGCAGUGUCCAUGGAAAAUGGGAGUUGUGAAAUAAAGAAAGUGGUAUUUUUUUAUUUGUCGUGGAGGGACUGGUUUUUUAGCAUCAGUGCCUUGUGUCUCGUGACUCCUUAAUGUUUUUAUGAUGAUAAGGCUAUUUUGCUAAGAAGCAAGUUCACCAUCUUUCAAUAAAAUUAGUUCUCUCUC